Botrytis sinoallii is the source of this 645-nucleotide messenger RNA. RefSeq lists its product as uncharacterized. Lineage: Eukaryota; Fungi; Ascomycota; Leotiomycetes; Helotiales; Sclerotiniaceae. Bases 1 to 645 code for a protein of 214 amino acids. The transcript has a single exon. The record is from RefSeq and is a predicted model, not a curated record.
AUGAAGAUAGAGAAGUUAGACUGUUGCUGGAUAAAAUUCUGCUUCGACUUCGCUCGAGAAUCACCAGAACCACCAGAAAGACCAGCACCAGCACCAACAACAGCAACAGCAACAGCAACAGCAACAGCUAUGUGGAUCAUAGCAGAUCUCGUUCUUCUUUUCGCCUGCGCCGCUUUUCCCAGCCUUCUUAUUGGUGCGUCGAAGGAAUGGGUAUUUAUCCGUCACCUGCAGUUGUUUUUAUCAAUAUUUUUAUUUGGGUUGAACAUUGUGGUCUUCGCCCACCACCCAUCUGUUCUGGUUGAACAGAUGAUAGCUGCUGACCUGGUGUAUUUUUUGCUGGGUUCGCUUGCCCAGGUUGCUUUCUGGGCGUUGGAAUGUCGUAGAUACGACAGUAAAGAUGCUGCCUGGUUCUUUUUCGGGGCUACAUUAGCCAUAAAUGUUUUCGGUUUGGCUAAUACGGGAAUGAGUAUAAGAAAGAAUGGAAUGACCCCGGCGAAUCGGUGGCCCCUCCCAGUGGGUCUGGCUGGACUUAUUAUUCCCACUAUGUUCACCUUGUACGAUUUUUUUAAACCAAAAACCUGGUGUCGCACCAUGAGAUCUUGGAAAAAGAAAACACCAGAUCCGGAAGAAGCGAAGAAGGAUUGA